UUUAUUUUUACAUAACACCAAAAUAAAAAAUAGAAUAUAGUAGGUGGAACUAUAGAGCUAUACAAACAUGUACAGUAGGUGGCGGUAUUCACCCAUUUGCAAUCCGCCGAUCUAACAAAGAAGAAGAAAAAGGUGCAACAGGGAAACAGUUCCCUUCUUUUUAUAAAACAAGCGUUAUAAGAGAGGAAUGGAUCCGCUGGAGCACAUGCUGACAGACCCUCUGGAUCCAAAAGAGGAAGACGGAGGACAAAUCACUGAAGAAUGCAUGCUUGGGAACUGCAAAGUGGACCUCCCAGAGGAUCUGCUGGAAGAUCCUGACAUAUUCUUCUCUGUGCUGAGUGAAGGGACCUGGAAUGAUGUACUGACAGAUUCUCAGAGGCAACAUCUUCGACAGUUUCUGCCACAGUUUCCUAACGAUAAUACCGAGGAGCAGGAGAGCACCAUCAGAGACUUGUUCAACAACACAAACUUUCAUUUUGGAAACCCACUGCAUCUUGCUCAGAGGCUAUUCAGAGAUGGUUACUUCAAUCCAGAGGUGGUCAAGUACAGACAGUUGUGUGCCAAAUCCCAAAGGAGGCGACAACUGCAUUCCCUUCAGCAGUAUUACCAUAGACUCCUGAAGCAGAUUCUCGUCUCCAGAAAGGAGCUGCUCGACUUUGCAGUUCAGAAUGGUCUCGACUUUCCUCCAAAAAGACGGCUGCCGAACAAAACUCAGGCGGAAAUGCGUGACUUAAGAGUGAGAAGAAGACUGAACCGCAUUCUGAAGGAGGUCAAAGCUGAGUGUGAAGACAGCAACGCCUCCUCUGAUGAAGAUGAUAUCUCACUGUGGAACGCAACCCCUCCGUCUCCCUCCUCUCCCACUGCUACUGUCUCGCUCCGAGUUCUUCCUAGCCUGUCGACUCCAGACAUGAAGGUUACAGAUAAAGCUGAAUUAGGUGAACUGGAUUUAAAAGUCAUGCUGCAUCACCAUCGUGAGAAAAGGAAACGCCAACCAGAUCAUCCAGACUUGGUUACCUCUGAUAUCCACCUGGGGGAUAUACUUUCAAGAGCAAACAUUGGCCGGAAGGGCCCUUUGCCAGCACUUUUCGAUCUGCCGCUGCCAAAGAAGAAAAUGAGGGAUGAAAGGAAGAAGAAGAAACUUAAGGCAAUAAAAAUCGAGUCAGAGGAUCCUUGUGAAAUUUUGACACCUUCAGACUCCUGCUCAGCCCCACCGGUGAACAUCAUCAACUCUCUGCCAGACACGCCCUCCACACCGCUUACCAACAUCAAAGAGGAAAUUGUAGAGGAAGCCCAAAGCAGCCCUGUUGCACUGGAGGAAAUAACCGCCAGUUUCUUCAGCUUGUUGGAAAACAUCUUCAGAUCAGAGGGUCCUGCCAGCACCUUGAUGUUGGAGGAUAAGGUUCAGACGUGGCAGUCCUCUCCAGCCAGUUCGCUCAACGCAUGGUUUUCCUCUGCCUCAUGUUGGUCGGAUCUGGUUCUUCAAGCUCUCCAGUUUCUUGCAGGAGAAACUAAAGAUGGCAUGAUGGCGCUCCCUAGUGGCUUUUCACCAUUUGUGGAGUUUGUUGAAGAAUUCCAGCAGUGGAGGUGGAUUGGCCCCACUCAGGAUACGGAGAAGGAUCUCAGCGCACUCUGUCAACUCUGGCUGGACUCCAAAGAUUUUGUCGUCAAGACAGAAAAUGAAGACAUGUUGGAGAUUACAUCAUCUACACCCAAACUUUCGACUGACUAUGUGGUGCGUCCCAGCACUGGAGACGAGAAACAAGUGUUUCAAGUCCAGGAGCAGCAGCGAUAUAACCAGCCCCACAAAGCCUUUACCUUCAGGAUGCACGGCUUUGAGUCGGUGGUGGGUCCAGUUAAAGGCGUGUUUGACAAAGAAAUGUCCUUGAAUAAAGCCAGAGAGCACACACUGCUUCGUUCAGACCGGCCGCCAUACGUCACCAUCCUCUCUCUGGUUCGCGAUGCAGCUGCCAGGUUACCCAAUGGAGAGGGAACAAGGGCAGAGAUCUGUGAACUUUUGAAAGACUCGCAAUUUCUUGCUCCGGACGUCACAAGCGCACAAGUGAACACGGUUGUCAGUGGGGCUUUGGAUAGACUUCACUAUGAGAAGGACCCCUGUGUGAAGUAUGACAUCGGCCGCAAGCUGUGGAUUUACCUGCACCGCCACCGCAGCCAGGAAGAGUUUGAGAGGAUCCAUCAGGCUCAAGCUGCAGCUGCAAAGGCAAGAAAAGCUCAGCAGCAAAAACCCAAACCAGCGCCUAAACCGAAGUCUGGAAGUAAAGACGGAGGAAGCAAAACACCUGGAUCUCUGGACGCAGGACUGGACCUUGGUUGUAACUCCAUGUCUCCCGUCCCUUCAACUCCAACCCCAAACACUCCUGGAACCCCUAAAUCACCGCUUCCUCUCUCUGCUACCACACCAACAAAGGCUGGAGUCUCAGAUACAAUGAAGUCCAGCCCAGGCGUUCUUCUUGUCUCUCCGCCAUCGCUGCCUCAGCUGGGAACAAUCCUGCCUACAAGUCAAGCUUGUCCACCUGCCUCACAGCCGGUAACCUCCCAGCAAGCGGCUCGGAUAGUGAGUCACCUGGCAGCGAGUUCCCUCCCCCAGGUUCGGGUCGUUUCUGCUCAGCCUGGCCUGGGUCCCCCGGCAGUCACUCAGCAGGCCACACUCGUGCAUCAGACCACUCACCAGAUCCGGAUGCCUGUGUCAGUGGCCGCCAAGAGCCUUUCACAGGCUGUUGUUUCUGUGCCGCUAAGGAGUCCGUCCUGCACCAGUCCAGUCCAGGUUCCAACCACCCUUUCUGUGUCGACUUUGACCGUAACCAAACCCCAGACUGGAUCUCCAGGUAGCCCCGCUAACAACCCCACCUCUCCAGCUGUGCUGCAAGGCGUCACCUCCCCGAACAUAAAACAGGUGUCCAUUACUGGACAGCUGGGAAUGAAGACUGCAGGUGGAGCAGGGAUUCCAAUAACUGCAACAAACUUGCGUAUCCAGGGUAAAGAUGUCCUUCGUCUUCCCCCAUCCUCCAUCACCACAGAUGCUAAAGGUCAAACGGUGCUACGGAUAACCCCAGACAUGAUGGCCACUCUCGCAAAAUCUCCGGUUGCCACCGUAAAACUGACCUCUGACUUCCUGGGCGGGGCGGCCGCUGGCAGUAAGAGCAUAUCGGCUACUCUCCAUGUAGCUCCAUCUCACCCAUCCCCGUCUACAGCCUCUGGUACGCCACCCAGCGCCGCAGAGGCACUGACUGCUAAAUCAAGCCCCGUCACCUCUGCUUUGCUGAAGGCUGGAGGAGACACGGCCAUAAGGUUGAUGCCAACGUUGGCUGUCAGCGUGGCAGACCAAAAACCCAGAACCUUCUCCACCGUGGCGUCCCCAGACAAGAGCGGCGCAACCAUCCGGAUCAUGCCAGGCCUGGGGGUCAUCCCACAGAAGCAGGGUCAGACCAUCACCAUGACAACGGCAAGUGGUAGCAAACCGCUGACGGCGUCAACAUGUGCCAACAUUGUAACCAUGGCAGCAAGCGUUGUGGCUGGAGCUAAAGGGAUCACCGUGGCUCCUGGAGCCUCUGCUUCUCCUCUGUCACUGGGAGCAGCUACAGCUACUGUGAGACAAGUCCCUGCUUCAGUUGUUACAACACAAACGGGAAAGCUACCUGCACGGAUCACAGUUCCUUUAUCUGUCCUCAACCAACCCCUAAAGAGCAAGAGUGUGGUGACGACUCCUCUAGUGAAAGGAAACCUCAACACAAAUAUCAGCAGCCUGGGCAGGAACAUCAUCCUGACCACCAUGCCUGCUGGCACAAAACUAAUAGCGGGAAACAAGCCGGUCAGUUUUGUCACAGCGCAACAAUUCCAGCAGCUCCAGCAACAAGGACAGGCAACACAGGUUCGGAUCCAAACGGUUCCAGCGCAGCAGAUUCAGCACCACAUGGCAGCUACUUCCCCCAAAUCCGUUUCAACUGUGGUCGUCACAACAGCGCCUUCACCUAAAUGUGCGCCUGAUCCUCCACCUGCUCCUCAGCAGUGAUCUGAUCAUUGUCAGUCUUACAUCAAGGGUUUCAGCCUUGUUCUCUGUUAGAGGCUGUUUAUGUAUUCAAAGUAUUAAUUUAACUAAAAAUUAUUUCUCCUUUAUUUUUUCCACAUUGUUACAGGAUCAUUUAUAAGACAACUGUCGGAAAGUACUACUAAACCUUUCUGGAUAUUCCUCUUAAUUGGUAGUUUUCCACUUUGUUUCUUGUCAUGAGAUCAUAAAAUCAUAACUAUUAGAUUGAAUUUGAGUUUUUUUAUGCAUGUGUUGUGCGCAUGGCAAUGAAUAAAAAAAAAACAUGUUUCAAGAUA
Cyprinodon tularosa is the source of this 4338-nucleotide messenger RNA. RefSeq names its product nuclear factor related to kappaB binding protein (gene nfrkb). The record is from RefSeq and is a predicted model, not a curated record. Gene Ontology annotation, molecular function: protease binding. The transcript has 26 exons. Lineage: Eukaryota; Metazoa; Chordata; Actinopteri; Cyprinodontiformes; Cyprinodontidae. Gene Ontology annotation, cellular component: Ino80 complex. Bases 188 to 4027 code for a protein of 1279 amino acids.